This is a messenger RNA of Silurus meridionalis, 3439 nucleotides long. RefSeq names its product RELT like 1 (gene rell1). Gene Ontology annotation, cellular component: plasma membrane. NCBI's taxonomy places the organism in Eukaryota, Metazoa, Chordata, Actinopteri, Siluriformes, Siluridae. The transcript has 7 exons. Gene Ontology annotation, biological process: positive regulation of p38MAPK cascade. The coding region runs from base 745 to 1527 and encodes 260 amino acids. The record is from RefSeq and is a predicted model, not a curated record.
UCAUACACGACUCAAAAACUUGGGUGUCGUAAACAAUCAUGACGUUGGAUAUUACAGUGGUGCAAUGCCACAGCACGACAUAAGAGACGCGUGUGUGGCGCCCUGUCGCAGCUUGAUUACGUAGGAAAAGAGGCGGGGCAUAAAAGACGUUUGCAAUUUGAAUAUAUUUAUAAAUCGAUCUACGCAUUUUCUAUCAUCGAGAACCGUCUAUUUUACUGAUAGCGUGUGGUAUCUGAUAUAUUUGAGAAAAACACUUUCCCUAACACGUUAUUUGAAGUUGUACCACAUUACCCAUGAUCCACCCGAGCCCUCACUCGCACGCCUAUAAGCCCGGCAGGAAACAGCGUGAGGAGGAAAGCGCCUUUCUCUUUUAGCUCGGGGGUUUUAUAUACAGUCUAAACUCGAAUCCUAAUUAUCCGUAGUGAAGGUUUCUUUUUAUGUUCAAUACAACACUUGUAAUCUCGUGAAGUUCUAGUUCUGAUCGUGUUUUAGACUCUCACACACACACACACACACACACACACACACACACACACACACUCUCUCACACACAGCUUCACGUUACACAGCUGUGACGUAUUCAACGUAUUCAAGUUCCUAAAACAUCAGCCCUGACUCCAGAAGAAUGAGGAAACACCAGCAAACUGCGAUCUUCGAGUUGAGCUAGCAGGUAAAUCUCGUCCCGUGUGAAACAUCUCCUCUACCCUGAGCCUGGACACAGCAGUGUGACUUCUCUCAGACCCCAUGGCGGAUUCUCGAAAGGACAACAUUGACACAAGUAACAAAUCUGUUAACGGAAACAAUACGAAUGGCAGCUCUACUCACCCCGAGUACAUAGCCUUCGCCCUUGUGCCAGCCUUUUUCCUCCUGGGCUUGCUGGGCGUAUUGAUCUGCCACAUAUUAAAAAAGAAGGGCUAUCGCUGCACCACAGAUGCUGAGGAACCCGAUGCACCUGAAGCAGAUGAAGAAAAACAUCUGGAAGAAGGAGAUAUGAAUGACACCUACAGCGAGGGCAACACUGACACCGUGGGCCAGAUCGUCCAUUACAUCAUGUCGAAUGAAGCUAACUCGGAUGCCCUGAAGGCCAUGGUUACUGAGAACAGCACAGACUCUGAUGGUGCUCCUGUAACACCUACCUCUCCUGUUCCUGCUACCCCUGUGAGCCCCGUGUCACCCGGAGCGCCUGCCGCAGCUGCCAAACACACCUGCAACCACCUUCACACCAUCGGAGGAAUGGCUGGGCACAACAACACGUGUAACCGCUGCAGUCAUAAGAAAUGGCCCCUCAUGCGGCGAGGCUCGAACAGGAAAGUGGAGCGGCGCGCCCAUGUCGGCGAGGUCACCGUGCUGGCUGUUGGAAGGUUCCGCGUAACCAAAACUGACCCGCGGCCCACCCGGGAUCGACGCAGCCUGCUGAUCACGGAGCCUAACGGCAGUGUCCCUGCCUCUCCAGUAAAGACCGAGGCCGCUCCACUGAACAGCAGCACAUGUGCAGAGCCUAAGGAAGAGGCCGACAAUAAAAAGUGAUCACGUGGAAGGAUCGAGACCCGUUCAAGCUUAACCAAGGAAAUUUUUUUAAACAUGUUUUAAAACCCAUAAUCACAGAACUGUCGCAGCAGAGAGGGAACAAGUGUAACUCCAAGGCCACACAGACAAGCCGGAGGUAAAAGAUGGCUAGAAAGGAAAAAAAAAAAAGCGAACAGGCCUUUUAAUUUGAACUGCAGUAUUAGACUCCGCCCUCUUGCCGCCAAGGGUUUGUUUGCAUAUCUGGAAAGCGAGAGGAGGAGGAGGAGGAGGAGGAGAAGAAUGAAGAAUGCACAUCAGUUUGUUAGUUAUUCCAUCACCGUGCCAUUCCUCCCUUUAUAAACACACCGCAUCAUUAACCACGCACGGAGGCGUUUUCUACAUUUUAAUGGCUGCGAGCGUAUCCAUGGUUAAUCCACAGUCAAACAUGCGCUCACAUUACAGUGUAGACUCCUGGAUGCUUACGUGACCCAAGGUCAUGUGACUCGGUGAACUACUUCCAAGAAGCAGGGCUGUGGGUUUUUUUUUUAUAUUUUUUUUUUUUUUUUUUUUUGGGGGGGGGAAAGUGCACUCGUGAUCACUACACAGAACCACAAAUCCUUCUUGGGUAGAAUUUAACAAAGCACAUCACCCUGUACGACCCUGGUCCACCUGCGCACGACACGGCUUAGUGGGGGUUUUUUUUCCGUUGGUUUUACAUUGCUUUGCCAAACCCUUUGUGCCUUUUAACCCGAUUAGCUUGAUGUGUAAUGUAUGCUAAUGUCUGCGAAAUUGUCAAUUUAUUACUAUCCGUGUGGCAAAUAAGUGUCUGUUUCGAGUGUCUGUUUCUAUCCAGGUAGAAAACACUCCAUCACUUUCCAAAUAUCGUCUUAAAGCCAAAUGCCAAGAGUAUAUAGUGAUGCAAACUAAUACUGCUCAAACCUAGACAGAAAAAGGGACAAACGGUGUAGAAAAUUAUACUUGGAGCUUCUGCGGAAAAUAUAGUCACAAUUCACUAUUCUCUAAAUGGCUUGAGUAGUUGUUUAGUCACAGAAACUACAUAGUUCUUACUAAUUUUCUGUCCCUGUCUGGUUACCUCAUACAAAAACCGUGUCUUAAUUUAAUACAUAACAAAUACAGUGUCAUUAUACGAUGUCUAUUUUCGUAGUGUUUCCGUACUUAACCAGUAGUUAAUGUUUGGGGGGGAAAAAAUUAUAUCCUAUUGGACAAAGGCUCUUGGAUGCUGGGAAUCCAGAUUUAGUAGAGUAUAGCCAAAGGUUUUGCUAAUACAUUUAUAAUCUGAAUUGUACGAGGACACCGAGGAGACGCGUGCGUGUUUUGUCGGGGGUGUUUAAAAGAAGUGGUGAAUGGUGUGUGGAUUUUAAAUGCACUAUUGAGGCUUUGUAUAUCUACAGCAAACAUCGCAAUACUUUUCUCACAGAUAAUCAAUGUUAAAGUCAUUCCAGGUUUUUCCUCUUCUUUUUUUUUUUUUUCUCCCCUGCUUAAAAAUCCCUCCAUGUAAUCGCAUGUUGUUAGUAAAGUGUAUUUAUGUAACAUAAGGUGAAAUAUUUACCCAAAGUAAUUCGGUUCCCACUCUGUUUAGUUAAUGCUUCUUCCAAACCCCACGAAAACUCUUGCUUACGAACAAUAGGGAAUAUAUAAGCAUCGUCAUCGCGGGUCCCUGCUACCUCUCAUUCUUUUAGGGUUUUUAGCUGAAGUACUUCUUGGAGAAAUUCAAGGAAUGAACUGAACCGAAUGAAUUCGACUUGCGUAUUUAAUAAUCAAUAUUUUAAAACAAAUGUCUAAAAUAUUAUAGAAGGUAAAUAAAUGUUUGCAUUGGAUAAAAAAAAAAAAGAGGCUGUGUUAGAACUAUUGUUUUAAUUAUGUUUUUGUACCUACACUUUGUAUCUACAUUAAAAUGCGUAAAAUGUAAAAA